Messenger RNA from Drosophila obscura, 935 nucleotides. RefSeq names its product seminase-like. The record is from RefSeq and is a predicted model, not a curated record. Gene Ontology annotation, molecular function: serine-type endopeptidase activity. Gene Ontology annotation, biological process: proteolysis. The coding region runs from base 44 to 769 and encodes 241 amino acids. Lineage: Eukaryota; Metazoa; Arthropoda; Insecta; Diptera; Drosophilidae. The transcript has a single exon.
GGAGUGGCUGUGGCUGUGGUUUCUCUGCACCGUACAAACCGCGAUGGCUGUCACACGCAGUGGACCCCGCGUUGUGGGUGGCACGGAGACGAGCAUCGGCCAGGUGCCGUAUCUGGUGUAUAUUCGGCAGGGAGGCUCCUUCCUCUGCGGCGGGUCCCUGCUCUCACCCACCGUCGUGCUCAGUGCGGCGCACUGCGUGUAUGGGGCACAGCCCGAAGACUACACGGUCCACGCCGGAGCCAGUCGGCUGGACGAAGCCUCGCCCGUGGUGCGCGGCGUGGCCAGCUUCCGCCUCUCGUCCAGCUACUCUCCAACCAAUUUCGACAUGGACGUGGCCCUGCUGCAACUGAGGGAGCCCGUUCCUCUCUCCGCUGGCAGAGUGGCGACCAUUGCUGCAUGCCGCAACCCACCGGCCAGCAAUGCCUAUGCCAGGAUCAGCGGCUGGGGAGUGACGCGCGAGAACAACCGAAAACCCGCCGUCCAGGUCCGUACGGCCUUGGUGCGGAUGCUGCCCGGCGCAGAGUGCCGGCUGUCUUACGCCGGAGUGGCCAAGCUAAGUGAUUCCAUGAUAUGCGCCUCGGUGCGCGGCCUCAGGGACUCGUGCUCCGGCGACUCGGGCGGUCCGCUCGUGUAUCGCGGCCAGGUAUGCGGCAUUGUCUCCUGGGGAUUCGGUUGCGCCCGCCUGGUCUACCCGGGAGUGUACACCAGUGUGGCCAGUGCCCGUGUGCGCUCAUUUAUCGAGAGAACGCUGCAGGAGAUUGGCGGCUAGAGUUUUUUUAGGGAUUCUCCCAUCCCCCCGGCAAGGUCAGUAAAAGUGUGCAGAUAUGAGAGGGAGUCAGUUCGAGCCGGGCUUCAAUUUCAAUUCGAAUUCCAUUUGGCUGAUGAACUCGUCGCGAUAAUCCAGACAAAAUGCUUUGAUUGAAGUAAUUAUUAUU